CAAAAUUCCUAGUUGGCAACCGACCCAGUAGUAAACACAAGGAUCACGAGGAAAUUCAUCACCGUAUUUGUGUCUCUCUCAUUUAUCGCUUAUUUUCUGCCUCUCCCGACGAAAAAGGCCAAGAUGUCGAUAGCUAACAUGGAAAAGCAUCUUUUCAACCUAAAGUUCGCCGCCAAGGAGUUGGACCGGCAGUCAAAGAAAUGCGAGAAGGAGGAGAAAGCCGAGAAAGCCAAGGUGAAGAAGGCCAUAGCCAAGGGGAACAUGGAUGGCGCUCGCAUCCAUGCCGAGAACUCCAUCCGCAACAAGAGCCAGGCCCUGAACUACCUCCGCAUGUCAGCCAGAGUUGAUGCAGUGGCGUCUAGGGUUCAGACAGCUGUCACACAACGCAAGGUAACACAAAGCAUGGCGGGCGUUGUGAAGAACCUGGAUGCAGCCAUGAAGAGCAUGAAUCUUGAGAAAAUCUCAGCCCUCAUGGACAAGUUUGAGAAACAGUUUGAGGAUCUGGAUGUGCAGAGCUCUUACAUGGACACUGCCAUGAGUGACACUGUGACCACUGCUAUACCCCAGGAUGCUGUUAAUGGGCUCAUGUCACAGGCUGCUGAUGAGGCUGGAUUGGAGUUGAACAUGGAGCUCCCAUCAGGCAGCAUGUCCACGAUUGGGGUGGGGGCAACGCAGGCUAGCCAAGACCAGGACGAACUGACGCAGAGACUAGCCAAGCUCCGUAACUCGUAAUUUCCUCUAGAGACCUUCCAUGAGCAAAAAGAAAAAAAAAAAGGAAUUAUUUUUCUCACUAAAUUUACACAGAAGCCAGUUGACACCAUGCACUUGGAAAGAAAUUGUAAUUCAUCUUUCUCGCAUCAUUCUGCGCAUUUUUUUUUGGUUCUUCUGAAGGUUGUUCACCAAAUUGUCGCAGCAGGCAUAGUGAAAAAAAACAAACUGUGCUCUGGUUCUGUAUUGGGGCCUUAAAUACCCUUCCACUUCUCUGUAGUAUGCCAAGGCAUGACAGAUGUAAACAGAUGUGUAUAGUAAAUCAGUUUUAGAGUGCAAGAGAUUACUUAGGGUUGUUGUACAAUCAAUAUUGAUAGUGGAAUUCACAUCUUGAGUGUUAAAAAGAUAAAAUGGUAUGUCAUAGCUUCUCUGUCUGUUUUUUUUUUAUUGUAUCAUUUCAUUUUCAUAUAAUUAUUAUUUUUUUUUUUCUUUUUUACUUCUCUUAUUCUAACUGAUGAUUAAGAUGUUAAGAGUCAGAGCAUUGCAGUCUAACACAUGUUGGAUUGGUUAUCAUUCUCAGUCAUUUGAUUAAUUGAUCACUUUAAAACCUGAUUUUGUAGGUAACUAAAAAAAUAUAUGUAUGUUAGGAUUCACCUGAAAUUCAUUACUAUCUUCCAAGGUCACCUAUCCAUAUUGCAAAUACAAAUGUCAACACUGACAGAUCAUGGGCUUAAUGGCCUGUUUGGAUGUGGAAAGGAAUGGAUAUGUAAUAUUAUAUAUAUAUAUCCUAUACAUAAAUCAAUAAUUGUACAGGCUCUACCAGAAAUUUUCUUAUAAAUCUGGUUGGCCUUACAUUAUUGUCAAUAUGUUAUAGGAAAUGCAGUGUACUAUAUGGUAAAUAGAAAUUUUUUAAUUAAAUAGACUUUUUCUUUAAACUAUGGCUUGGGUUUUUAAAUGUAGGUGCUUGAAAAUCCACAAUAUGUGACUUUCUUCUCGCUUCUCUCUUUUCUGUUAGGUAGACAUAAAUUUGUACCAUUAGAUUAAUCUAUAACGAAAAAUGGAGCACACUCUGGGGUUGAUUUUUAAGGUGAAAACAUUGUUAAAACCAGAUUUGCAUUAGUAAUGAUAACAUUUGACAGGUAUAGAUUGUACUUAUAAGCAGAUUAUUGGAUUCAUAUUUUACUUAACCCUUAGGUAUAAAGAAAUCUCUCGGUGUCAUAGACUCCAAUGAUUUCUGGCAACCAUCCAGCCGUUUGGAGUGGGAGUCCCCCCCCCCCCCCCCAUGUAACGGAACUUCCUGCUCGAUGUGCUCUAGCAUAUCGCCACACCAUACCCAGCAGGUCAAGCAGUUUGUUAUGACGGCUAUACACGUGGCUCUGCAGUAAUGGGUUAACUGUCAGGCAAGGAAAUGUGUUCACAGUAUUCACUAAAUGAAUUUGAAAUUAAUUAUAUAUCAAGUCUAAGAGCCAUUUAUAUAUAUAUAUAUAUAUAUAUAUAUAUAUAUAUAUUGUAAUGGGUGAGGGGGAGGGAUUAUAUCAUUCUGGCAACCAAAAACUUUCUUAUUCAAAAUAACUGUAUUAGGAUCUUUUUUCUUCUCUUUAGUCAUAAGGAAAAGAGUUGUGUCUUUUUAACAUUUAAAUAAUGGAAAAGCUGUCUGAUUGCCUCAUCAUUUAUGUUCAUGAUAAAAGCUACAAUACAAGCUUGAAGUGCGAUGACGCUCUUAGGUUACUCUUAAAUUUAUUGGAGAUUAUAGGACAUACUGAAGGAAGUCUUUCUUUGCUCUGACAUCCAGCUCUUUAAAAUAAAACAAAAGGACAAAGUGUGCUUUUUGUCACAUGAUAAAACUGGCUUGUGUGUUUCCCCUAGGCCAUGUCCACACUCCAAGCUAGCUGGUGAAAGCAGGCUAAAGCAAGAAGUUUUAUGGCUUUGUAAUCUAAACAUGUAUCCAUGCUGCCACCGAGUGAACUUGGAACAACACAAGAACAGUUAACCAAUCUUUUUUUUUUUUCACUUGAAAUUUGUGAUGCAAUAAUACUUUUAAUCAGUGGUGAUGUACAGACAGGCCAGCUUUCAGCCAGUUUGGAUGUGGCUUUAGAAUUUACAAUGGCCGUGAACAUAAAACUUUGGAUUGUUAUCGUUUCAUAAAAGACUUCAUUAUAGGUUCACAUAUAUAUAUAGAUAUAUUUUUUUGUUUGUUUCUGCAUUGAUUUUGUAUAUAGUAUCUAGGUGAUGUGUUUUAUAUGAUAAACUCCUGAAUUACACUUGGCCACUCAAUUGACACUUUAUAUGAAACUUUAUUAAAUUAGAGAAAACGUU
Molecule: messenger RNA, 3024 nt
Organism: Penaeus monodon (black tiger shrimp)
Lineage: Eukaryota; Metazoa; Arthropoda; Malacostraca; Decapoda; Penaeidae
Gene: Chmp1
Product: charged multivesicular body protein 1b-like
Exons: 4
Coding region: 124-732 (202 amino acids)
Biological process (GO): protein transport; endosome transport via multivesicular body sorting pathway; late endosome to vacuole transport
Cellular component (GO): ESCRT III complex; multivesicular body
Source: RefSeq, a predicted model, not a curated record